CACGCUAUUUAUUGAAGGUGCAGAUGCUGUUACUCAUGGCAGAGUGAACUGAGCAUCAAUCAGAAAAAGUUUUCAGACCACAAGCCCAAGGGAGCCAGGAUGGGCACUGCUGGAAAAGUUAUUAAGUGCAAAGCAGCUGUACUAUGGGGAAUAAACCAGGCUUUCUCCAUCGAGGACAUAGAAGUGGCCCCGCCAAAGGCGAAGGAAGUUCGUGUUAAGAUUUUGGCCACAGGAAUCUGUCGCACAGAUGACCAUGUGAUAAAAGGAGCGAUAGUAUCUAAGUUUCCAGUGAUUGUGGGACAUGAAGCAGUUGGGGUUGUAGAGAGUGUUGGAGAAGGGGUCACUACAGUGAAACCAGGUGACAAGGUCAUCCCCCUCUUUCUACCACAGUGCAGAGAAUGCAGUGCCUGUUGUAACCCAGAGGGCAAUCUCUGCAUUAGGAGCGAUCUGACGGGUCGUGGAGUACUGGCCGAUGGCACAACCAGAUUCACGUGCAAGGGCAAACCGGUCCAGCAUUUCAUGAACACUAGCACCUUCACGGAGUACACGGUACUAGAUGAGUCAUCCGUAGCUAAGAUCGACGGAGCAGCUGCUCCAGAGAAAGCCUGCCUCAUUGGCUGUGGGUUUUCCACGGGCUACGGGGCUGCUGUUAAAACCGCCAAGGUCACCCCUGGCUCCACUUGUGUUGUGUUUGGCCUGGGAGGAGUUGGCCUAUCUGUCAUCAUGGGCUGUAAGGCAGCUGGAGCCUCCAGGAUCAUUGGAAUUGACAUCAACAAGGACAAAUUCCAGAAGGCCCUGGCUGUAGGUGCCACAGAGUGUAUCAGUCCCAAGGACUCCACCAAGCCCAUCAGUGAGGUGCUGUCAGACAUGACUGGGAACACCGUGCAGUACACGUUUGAAGUUAUUGGGCGUCUUGAAACCAUGGUUGAUGCCCUCUCGUCUUGCCAUAUGAACUAUGGGACCAGUGUGGUGGUUGGUGCUCCUCCAUCAGCCAAGAUGCUCACGUACGACCCAAUGCUGCUCUUCACUGGGAGGACGUGGAAGGGCUGUAUCUUUGGAGGUUGGAAGAGCAGAGAUGACGUACCGAAACUGGUGACUGAGCUCCUGGAAGAGAAAUUUGACCUGGACCAGUUGAUCACCCACACCUUGCCCUUUAAAAACAUCAAUGAAGGAUUUGAAUUGCUUUGUUCAGGACAAAGUGGAAUUUAGGAAAAUGAAGCCGUAAAGGACCAUUUUGUGCUCAACAGAAACACCACACCCUAAAGUACUGGACUAAUGGGGCAUCCUAUGAAGCACACAGCCACCCAUUUUGUUCAUGUAGGUCCUGGAAACUGCUUCCCAAAUGGUCUGUUCAGCCCAUAAACCACUGUACAGCUACAGACAACUGCCCAGACUGAGGGCGUUACUGUGGGGAAAUGCCUAAUCCCUACUGGUACUCCACACCCUUCCCUCAGUGUGUUACAUUUACUCUUGCUCAGUUCCAACCCCACACGCUCACACCAGGUUCUAAUCCGUCUACACACCCCUCGCUUCCGGGUUCUACAGCGACCCAGUCUGAGCAUGUGGCUUUGAGCUGGUCGAUGCCUGGGCAUCUGCUUCAUGGGUUUUUUUUUUUCAUUUUGUAUUCUCAUUGCCCACCAACACCUUCGCCAUCGCCACCUCCCAGUGGGCUUCUCUGAGGACAGGUCAGAACCCGACUCUUGGUUAGGUAGCUGUCUACAGCCGUACCUAGCACGGCUGCCAGAGUAAACCAGAGUUCAAGAGAAAGUGGAUGAGUGAGGUGUUUUCCAUGUCUAGUCAAGGUCAGUCACCCUAACUGGGUGAUAAAGGACCAGGGUCCUGUGAUACAAGGACACUGUUGCUACCCCUAGGUCAAAGGGCAAGGGGAGAGAAGAGAAUUGUCAACAACUGGCAAGUGUUAGAGCCAUAAACGAGGGCCACCAACCAGGAGCAGAGGCCAAAGUGGGAGAGAAUCGCCAUGCCGGUCAUUCACCAACAAAAGCCAAGUCUACUCCAUGAAACCUGACUGGGUCUCCUUCAAUGAUGAGAAAUAAGGUUGCGUUUCCAGGCAUUGUUUCUGUAGUUGUCUGCCAGUUGUGAGAGACUCACCACAACCUCUCCUUUCACCCCACAAGAAGUUCAGGCCUUCAGGUCAACGUAACAAAAUGGCCAUUCUCCUCAUGAGCAUAAACACAGUGCAUUUUCCCUCCAGUCUGGUCGGCAGACUCAACACUUGCUAGGGUGAGUUCAGGCUGCCCAGCCUAAAGCAGCGUUGAUCUCUUCAUUACCCUGGGAAGUGUAAGUGAGGAAAACACACAGGCUUGCCCUAAAUUAGUUCACGGCCCCUCCUUUCUCAAGGCAGCUGAACAGACUCACUCUCGGAGCCCAAGAACCCAUGGAGUAAGCGCGACAAGUUGACAAGCUCCGUUCUACAGGGCAAUUAGAGUAAGUGUGAAGUCGGCAGUUCACCUCACUACCUCCCUCCUGGAAUAGUACUGCCAUCAGUGUAAGUCUGGACCUCCUGGAAUAGUACUGCCAUCAGUGUCAGACUAAGUCUGGGGUCUCGAGGAGACAGAUGACAGGGUGAAAGACUCCGUUUUCUCACCCAGGACACACGCGCGCUAUGGAAGGAGCCCUCCUGGGACCCUUACCCAGCAGGCACUGGUUUCACAUCAUCUCAGGCCACACCGCUCUCCACUGUAUAGCAUCAUUCUGUUUCUUCAACUAGCACCCAGUUUCUUUCUCUGAAAAGUGGAGAUGAGCAAUCUUGUUGGAGCCUACCAUACUGUCUGCGUGUGUGUGUGUGUGUGUGUGUGUUACACACCCGUGUACACAUGUGGUCUCCAGAGGAGGAUGUUAGACACUCCCCCUAUCAUUCAUCAACUUAGUUUUUGAAGCAGGAUCUCUCACUAACCCUGAAGGUGGCCGUUUUGUCUAGGCUGGAUGGCCUGCAGGCUCCUACGAUUUGAUUUCUUUCUACUCUCAGUGCCGGGGUUAUAGGCAGACGCGGCCACAUGUGGCUUUUAGGUGUUUUCACAGCAAGCACCCCUAUCUACGGAAACCUCCUCAGCCCCGGAACUUGACAUAUUUUUAUGGCAAUCGCUUUGAGCGAUAGUUUUUAGGUAAGUAUUUUAUACGAUACCUGUCAGGCUAUGUUCAAUUUUCAAAUGUUUAUAGCUAGUAUAGGCUCCCUGUCAGUUAACAUUGACCUUGAGGUCUAUUUUGGAUCUAGGACUUGCUGUUUUUUUCUCUUGAACCCAUAUCUGUGUCUUAGAGAAAGCCAAGAACAAAGUGAUUUUUAUCACUAACUGUUAAUUCUCAAAGUACAGGGAAGCCUGUGAAUGAUUAGCUCAGCUUUCAGCUAACAAAGACUUAAAGAUGCCAAUCAUGGCGACAUAUUUUGUUCUAUUUCAGGGAGUAUUCCCAAACUGAGGAUUUGUGCCUCAGUUAGGAACCCUUUGCGGGGAAAGCACGAGUUCUCCCCGGGGGAACGGAGUGGAUGUAGGGUUUCAGAUACCCUUGCCAGCCUUCUUAUGCUUUUCUGGAACAAAGUCACACUUCAGUAAAGGCGUGGUGAAAGGAAUAUUAAAAGCAGCACAGUGUUCUCAGUUAACUCGGACUCGCCGUGGGAAAGCAAAGGAGGCUUUGCUUUGGUCACAGUGGAGGGAAACUGUUGGCCUGUCUUGGCUCUUUGACCGCAGUUACUUAACCACACAGCAAAGGGACUGCAGUAGAAUUCUGCAGGGGGUGUUUCCUUAGGGCUUUGCACAAGGCAAGCGAACUUGCCGUCUUCUACCAGACGGAAUGUGGGUUUGGCUAAGAAAGGAGACAUUUCUUAUGACCAGAAGUUGGGAUCUACGAAGGCAACGCCGUUUCUGAAAGGACAGUGACAUGCGCCAUGUGCUGUCGGCAGGCCAUUGGGGCAAUGGCUUCCUUCUUCUGUGAACCCCAAAUGUCCCCUGGUGCCUCAUUGUAGCAUCCGGGAGAGAGGUGACGGCUGCAAACUCAGUGCUCACGCUCAGUGCUCACGCUCAGUGCUCAUGCUCAGUGCUCACGCUCAGUGCUCACACUCAGUGCUCAGUAUUCAGUGCGCAGUCUCAGUGCUGCUCAUCCUCCAUCUGAAGAGGGGGGAUUUGGAGUGGGGCUCUUUAGGGAUUCCCGGGACUGCUGCAGGGUAGAGUGAAGUUAGCGCUCAGUGAGGGAGCACUGGAAAUGAGUCUACUUCUGGUUGAUGCUGGCUGCUCCACCCACAGUCUGUCCAGUUGUCGCAUAUACACAACUCAACUCAAGCCACGCUACAAAUGUCCCAGAGCACCUUGUUCUUGUUAUCGCUUCACUUUGCUUUGUUUCUGUUCGUUGUGUUGUUGUUGAUGUCUGCUUGCUUUUUGUUGUUGUUGUUUUUGUUUUUUGUUUGUUUGUUUGUUUUUUGUGGUUCUGACUAGCCUCGAACUUGCUAUGUAGCUCAGACUGGCUUCAAAUUCGUAGCAAUCCUCCUGCCUCAGCCUCCCUGCUAUUGUGAUUAUAGAUGUGUAUCUCUAUGGCUUGUACUAUGAUAGUCCAUGGAGUACCCACAUCCCAAGGAGGCCCUUUGGGAAGGAUAAAUGUCUCAAUAUGUCUUACUUCUGUCUGUAAAAAACUUGCUGUGUUCAGAAUUCAUGUUCUGCCUUAAAAUUCAUAUGUUGAAACUUUAAUCCUCAAAGUAAUACUGUCUUAGGGAGAUGAUUGGUCCAUGAAGAUGGGCACUUGCAAACUGGUUUAGUGGCAUUAUGAAGAAACCUGAGGAACCCGCUUACCUCUCCCAUCAUGUAAAAAUGCCUGUGUACAACUAGGAAGAGACUUGCACUGGACACUGUUUGCAUUUAGAGACCUCAUGAAGAAAAGGGAAGGCCAGACUCGCCAUGCUCUUCCCCUUGGGUGAAUGAAUAUUUACAAUUUCAUGCUCCAUCCCCCUGUUUGGUGAAGCGUGGGGAACAAUAGAGUGGAGGAGAUAACUUGGCUCCUCGUGACACCAGUGAACUCUCACACUGUUUUGUAACGAAGCCAGACAACAGUUCCCUGAGAGGCGAAAGGAUACUUUAGAGCAGUGUGAGAAGGGUGUGACCAGUAGGAGCUCCACGAUGAAGGACACCUCCCUCCCUAGCUAUGAGCUUUCAGAUCCCUGGGGCUCUCACAAUAGCACCUCUGAUUUUGGCAAAGGCCCAGUUCAGUUUGACAAGAGGGUGAGAUCCGUGAGCCCAACCCUAACGAAGAAAGAGCGUAGGUAAGGAUGGAAUGAAGGCGUGAAAGUGUGUUAUACAAAACAACUCUGUUCACUCAAUUUCUGUGAAAGGGCGAUCCCCACCCCCUGACCCCCAUCACUUGUCACUAACACUCCCACCACCUUCCAGUGCCUUCUCCAUCCCAUCAUGACCACAGGAAACAUCCAGCCAGGCAUGGUAUAAGCCAGGCUGAAAGAGAUUACCCAGAGUCUUUGCUCUGGAACAAAGCACACCAAAUGAAGCUGAAAUCUGCAGUGGAAAGCAAUGACUAACAUAUGGUGAGCAGACGUCAAACUCAUAAAGAAAACAUUUGGGAAUCGUAAGCACAGAGAUAGAAAUGGUCUCCCUUUUAUUCAGAUUCAGCCCCCUUGUUCACAGAUGUGGAAGGUGCAGGGAUAGGUGCGAGACCGCUGGGCUCAAGACAGAGCUAGAGACCACAGCUGCUUCCUAAUUCAGUUUCUUCCGAGUCUUCCCCGGUCACUUCACUUGUCUUGUCCUUGUCAAGCCUUGGAACAGAUGGAGUUGUUCUGAGCUGGUGUAAAAAGGCCAGAGAACAGAGUGUGCUCUGCACCUCCCCAAACAAUUCUGGUCUCUGCUUAGGAGCCCCCUAGAAGUCUCCAUUGGGACCACCCCUCCCAUCCCGAGCUGGACUUCACCCCACUGUGGUCUGCCAAAAUGUUGUGUAAUUUCUGCUAGAGCAUCUCCGGGUCACACAAAUCACAGCUCUUCCCAUAAGUACUCAACAGCCCAGGAAAUAAAUAAACCGAGGAUGCAAGUGGACAUGAAUGCAACGGUGGAAAUGAGCCAAGCCAGCAGAGAAUGAUCAAUAUCACUUCAACAGAGAAGGAAAAAGGCUCUGCAAGGUUGGGAAGCUGAUCAUCAGGUUAGACCCAACCGCCUCUUUCUAGGUCCUAGGUCUCUUGGCCAUGACCCAGGCUCAGCAAUGGGUCUGAUGGCCCUACAUCGGCCUUUGUUUGCAGGCCAAAGGUGACUUUCUCUAUUGUCACUGAGGUUCUUUCUACGCAAAAUAAACAGUCUAGUUUCUGUGA
Messenger RNA from Mesocricetus auratus (golden hamster), 6307 nucleotides. It is a transcript of the gene Adh7, whose product is annotated as alcohol dehydrogenase 7 (class IV), mu or sigma polypeptide. Gene Ontology annotation, molecular function: zinc ion binding; all-trans-retinol dehydrogenase (NAD+) activity. Gene Ontology annotation, cellular component: cytosol. Gene Ontology annotation, biological process: retinoic acid metabolic process; retinol metabolic process. Lineage: Eukaryota; Metazoa; Chordata; Mammalia; Rodentia; Cricetidae. Bases 100 to 1209 code for a protein of 369 amino acids. The transcript is spliced from 9 exons. The record is from RefSeq and is a predicted model, not a curated record.